UCUCUCUGGGCUUUGUGUCUAAGGAGCCCUAGGGCACUGGGUGAAGGGCCUGGGCCCAUCCUGCCCUUGUGGCCCCCGGCUGCAGCCUCAGUGGCAUGGGGGUGAAGCGGAGCCUCCAGAGUGGGGGCAUUCUGCUCAGCCUCGUGGCCAACGUCCUCAUGGUGCUCUCCACGGCCACCAACUACUGGACCCGCCAACAAGAGGGCCACAGUGGCCUGUGGCAGGAAUGCAACCACGGCAUCUGCUCCAGCAUCCCCUGCCAGACCACGCUGGCGGUGACUGUGGCGUGCAUGGUGCUGGCGGUGGGUGUCGGCGUGGUGGGCAUGGUGAUGGGACUGCGGAUUCGGUGCCACGAGGGCGAGUCGCUGCGGGGCCAGACCACGAGCGCCUUCCUCUUCCUCGGCGGUGAGACUGCAGCUCGCCCCAGGCCGGCAGGCAGGGGCGGGCCCUGGGUGAUGGAGGGGCUUGGUCACCAGGGGAGGGGCGGGGCUGGAAGAAGCCGAGAGAGGUGGGCGGGGCUCGAGACAGAGUUCAGAGCUGGAGGCGCAGGAAGGGGCCUGGGCCAGAGGCGGGAUGAGAGGCGAUGGGCGUGGUCUGAUAGAAGGGGCGGGUCUGAAGGGGCGUGGCCUGGGUGCAGCCCCACCAGGCCCAGCUAGCUCAUCUUGCGGCUGGGCGGGGCCCAGGACUGCUGCUGCUGACCGCCUUGAUAGGCUACACGGUGAAGAAUGCGUGGAAGAACAACGUCUUCUUCUCUUGGUCCUAUUUUUCUGGGUGGCUGGCCUUACCCUUCUCAAUUCUCGCGGGUAACCUGGACAGCGGGAAGAGGGUGGAGGAGACUGCCCAGAAGACCCUCACCCCAGACGCUCCCCAGCUGCCCUCCCAGGAAACCCCAGGGACCUCUCAGGGACUCCCCAACACACUAAGACUCCCGCAGACCCGGCAGAGACCCCCUUGGAGCCCCAAACCCCAGUCCCCGGGGCCCUCCCGGCCAUCCGCCCCAGGGCCCACCUUCCUAUCUCUGCUCCGCGACCCCGUCCCCCCAGGCUUCUGCUUUCUGCUGGCAGACAUGAUCAUGCAGAGCACCGACGCCAUCAGUGGAUUCCCCGUGUGUCUGUGACUGCAGCCUGCCUGGGGCAGAAUAAAGGAACGGCUUUUUUAGC
Molecule: messenger RNA, 1160 nt
Organism: Pongo pygmaeus (Bornean orangutan)
Lineage: Eukaryota; Metazoa; Chordata; Mammalia; Primates; Hominidae
Gene: CLDND2
Product: claudin domain containing 2
Exons: 3
Coding region: 96-656 (186 amino acids)
Cellular component (GO): plasma membrane
Source: RefSeq, a predicted model, not a curated record